UUGCUUGAACCUUUUCCGAAACGCUCUGUCCGCUCACUCACACAGCCAACAGCCGUGGCGUCGAGAGGCUCUUCGCCACCACUCGCCCGAACGCCACACCCAUCCGCCCAUCUUCUCAUCAGUCUCACUCGCCUGCAGGACGCCCCUCGGGUCUUCAGCCGCCGCCAUGAAGCUGGGUUUGUUCUUCCCGAAGUUCUGGGUCUGUGCGCUGCUCCUGAUGGCGUCGGUUAUCGCCGAACUUCAGGAGGGGAAGGAACCCCAACAGCAGACAUCCACCUGCGUCGCUAAAGGCGGAAUCUGCGUGAACGACAGCUGCCAAAACGCCCUUAGUGACGGCGAGUGCGAGGAUGGAGAAGUGUGCUGUGAUCUGACGAAGGCUACUGACGCAGAACAGGAAGCAGGGAAGACGAGGGAAAAACGGGGAGCGGGCUCCAGCGCCGACGGUCCUUCGGGAAAGCCUCAGAAGGGCAGCGAAGGAAGCGACACAAACAAAGGAGAGAGUCAAGAAGGAGGAGAAGGAGAUGGAGGACUCACAGGUUCCUUCUGCAAGACCUCGAUCUCAAUCUGUAAAACCCAAGGAGGGAUUUGCGUCGACCCCGGGACAAGCAGCUGUAGUUCCACAAAGUAUCCUAUACAUCAGAAAACGACGUGUCGGGGAUUACCUUGUUCUUGCUGUGUUGAAGAACCCACCUGCUCCUCCAACUCUUAUUGCUCUGCGGAGGGCGGCUACUGCAGCGACUACUGCGGCAGUCACGACCGCGUCCUCGAGGGCAUGUGCGGCUCGUCCCAAUGCAAGUGCUGCGCCCCGCCCUGCAAGACACAGAACUCGUGCUUCCAGAAGGGCGGCGUCUGCGUCACCAACGGGGCCUUCUGCUCGGGUACCCUCACACCUGAGUGCGGGGGAUCGGGCUGCAUGUGUUGCGUGAAUGAUAUCGUAGGCUGCACCACCCGAUUAUUCUGCGCCGAGAACGGAGGUGUGUGCUCGACCGACGGCUGUACCGCGGACGAAGAUUUGAUAGAGGGUGGAUGCCUGGGCGAAGGGUGUACCUGUUGUGCUCCCCGGCCCUGUGUUAAUUCCAGGGUCUGCAGGAAGAGGGGGGGGCAGUGUGUGAAGCCCGCGAACUGCCUGAAUUCCUCCAGCGCCGACGUCGCCGAUUGCACCGAUGGCUGCGUGUGUUGCGUCGAUUGCAGAAUCCGCAGACCUUGUUCUCGUUCCUCCGGUUACUGCACAAUAGGGAGGUGCAAUAGGAACGAAAUAACGAUAAGAGGAGGUUGCAGAGGAAAGAAAUGCCGUUGUUGUGCUCCCUCUAACCCGUGCACAAGGACAGGGAGAGCGUGCACGAUUCAAGGGGGAAGGUGCACGGAUAGGACCCAGUGCACGGUCUUUGACAACACCCGAGGCUGCAGAUCGGGUGUUGGUGACUGUGUGUGUUGUUUGGAUGUAUAGUUGCCGAGUAAGCCCUUAAUCAAGUAUGAAUAAGUAAAACACCCACAGCAGUUAAAGAGGUCUAACAUCUACACCACACACACACGCACCCGCAUGUAGGUACAUGUAUGUGUGUAUGUGUGUGUUUGUGUCCAUAAGCUCGUAUGGACGUUGAAAAUCGUAUGCAGUAUACCAUUCGAAUUCAGUAUUUCUCCAACAAUUUAUUUUCGUGUUUAUGAGACUGAACUUUCAAAAAAAAAACAAAAAAAAAAACAGAAAAACAAAUAAGAAUUUCACUCAUAUUAGCCAGGAAUACAGUAUUUAACAAUAUAUCAAUAUAUCAAUUAACAAUAUAUUCAUACUUACCCUGUCGAGCAAAUGUUGUUGUUGGUAUAUUUUCAAGACGAAAUUUCAGCACAAAGAGUAGCGUGACAAACAUCAUGGCUACAGUAAGUGUAGAGAGCUGUGGUGCUUAAUCUAUGAGGCUUAAGGGCAAUUCAAAGAUCAUAAACAGAGAUUUCCAGGAUUACAUUUGAAAUAUUGAUGUGCAGUGUUGCAAACUAUACGAUAUUGAUAUGCAGUAUUGCAAACUAUUCAAGUGUUGUUUGCUUUAAUAAAAUGACUAAAUCAUA
This is a messenger RNA of Penaeus chinensis, 2058 nucleotides long. RefSeq names its product guanine nucleotide-binding protein subunit gamma 4-like. Lineage: Eukaryota; Metazoa; Arthropoda; Malacostraca; Decapoda; Penaeidae. The transcript is spliced from 8 exons. Bases 167 to 1447 code for a protein of 426 amino acids. The record is from RefSeq and is a predicted model, not a curated record.